Molecule: messenger RNA, 2811 nt
Organism: Theobroma umbraticum
Lineage: Eukaryota; Viridiplantae; Streptophyta; Magnoliopsida; Malvales; Malvaceae
Gene: GCP4
Product: GAMMA-TUBULIN COMPLEX PROTEIN 4
Biological process (GO): spindle assembly; microtubule nucleation; mitotic cell cycle
Cellular component (GO): microtubule organizing center; spindle pole; gamma-tubulin complex
Molecular function (GO): gamma-tubulin binding; microtubule minus-end binding
Source: RefSeq, a predicted model, not a curated record
CAAAUUUAUAACUUAUAAAGAAUACUGUGGGUGUUGUUUGUGAACAGGACAGCCAUGAAUUCUCUCUGAUUGCCUUCCAUUUUGCAAAAACGAUAAGGAAGAGGAAAAAUGCUGCACGAGCUCUUACUAGCACUUGUUGGUUACACCGGAGAUCUCAUAAUCGACGAGCGAGAACACUAUAAAUCUCUUGGCCUUCACUUAUCUCCCGACGCCCCCAUCUCCGACCAACGUUCCUUCAAGCUUGCUUCCGAUAUUUCCUUCAUCGACUCCAGCGAAAGGGAUCUUAUCGAGAGGCUAAUUACAUUGGGGUUUUAUUACCGAGAGCUCGAUCGCUUUGCCACGAAAGCCCGGAAUUUAAGCUGGAUAAGGUCCGCUGAUGUUUCUCCUUUGGAGAGAGCCGCUGGGUUGUCCAAACCUAAGACCGAGAAGCCAAGCGUUUAUCGCAGAGCCAUUGCUAAUGGGCUGGUGGAAAUACUCUCUGUCUAUAGGUCUGCUGUUCUUCAAAUCGAGCAGAAAUUGUUGUCGGAAACCAUGCCCAUUUUGGCAACUGUCACUCAGGGCCUCAAUAAGUUCUUUGUUAUUUUGCCACCUUUGUACGAGCUUAUUCUAGAGAUCGAGCGUGAUGAUAUACGUGGAGGACAGCUUCUUAACCUUUUACACAAACGCUGCCACUGUGGGGUGCCUGAAUUGCAGGCCUGCAUUCAAAGGCUUCUUUGGCAUGGUCAUCAAGUGUUGUAUAACCAACUUGCAUCAUGGAUGGUUUAUGGGAUUCUUCAAGACCAGCAUGGAGAAUUUUUCAUUAGAAGGCAGGAAGAUAGAGGUGUUGACUAUCGCUCAUCUAUCUCGGAUAUGUCUGAAAAGUUGGCACGCUUGUCAACUGAUGAUACAUCUUUAACGGAUUGGCACUUGGGCUUUCAUAUUUUCCUGGAUAUGCUCCCUGAGUAUAUCCCUAUGCGUGUUGCAGAGUCGAUUCUUUUUGCUGGGAAAGCCAUCAGGGUUCUCCGAAACCCAAGCCCUGCCUUUCAAUUUCGGGAUGCUCUGUAUAAUCAGCAGAUAAAAAAAGGCUCUCAAAAGGUUCAAGGAUCUUCUGGGCGUGUUCCCUUCCAGAAGGAGCCUUUCCUGGAUAUAAAAAUGGUUGGAGAAGAAUUGCUUCCACAAUCUGAGGCUGAUAAGAUUGAAACUAUGCUUCAAGAUCUAAAGGAAUCAUCAGAAUUUCACAAAAGGUCAUUUGAAUGCUCAGUUGACUCUAUCCGGGCUGUUGCAGCUAGUCAUCUUUGGCAGCUUGUGGUUGUACGUGCCGACUUGAAUGGGCACCUGAAGGCUCUAAAAGACUAUUUUCUUUUGGCGAAAGGAGACUUUUUCCAGUGCUUUCUUGAGGAGAGCCGGCACUUAAUGCGCCUGCCACCUCGCCAGUCAACUGCUGAAGCUGAUCUUAUGGUUCCAUUUCAGCUGGCAGCCAUAAAGACUAUUAGUGAGGAAGACAAAUACUUUUCGAGAGUAUCUUUGCGGAUGCCUUCAUUUGGGAUCACAGUAAAAUCCUCUCAAGUAGAUUUACCAAAGACAAAAACAUACACUGAUGGAAGUUCAGGUGCUGUACUAUCAAAUGCUUCUUCAGAGACAUCACUUGAUGGUUGGGAUGGUAUUGCCCUUGAAUAUUCUAUUGAUUGGCCCUUACAGCUGUUCUUUACCCAAGAAGUGCUCUCCAAGUACCGUAGAAUUUUCCAGUACCUGCUGAGGCUCAAACGAACACAAAUGGAAUUGGAGAAAUCCUGGGCAUCUGUUAUGCAUCAGGAUCACACAGAUUUUGCCAAACACCGCAAUGACCGGAUGAACUGCUCAAUAUCUCAGCCACGGCGGCAGCGUUGUAGACCAAUGUGGCAUGUUAGAGAGCAUAUGGCAUUUUUAAUCAGAAAUCUUCAAUUUUAUAUCCAGGUUGAUGUGAUAGAAUCUCAAUGGAAUGUUUUGCAAUCUCAUAUUCAAGAUUCUCAUGAUUUCACUGAACUUGUGGGUUUCCAUCAAGAGUAUUUAUCAGCUUUAAUUUCUCAGUCUUUCUUGGACAUUGGCUCUGUGUCAAGGAUAUUGGACAGCAUCAUGACGGUUUGCCUGCAGUUCUGCUGGAAUAUUGAGAACCAAGAAAGCAGUCAAAACACAUCUGAACUAGAACGUAUAACCGAGGAAUUUAACAAGAAAUCAAACUCGUUAUAUACCAUAUUGCGCAGUAGCAGGCUUGCUGGGAGUCAGCGAGCUCCAUUUCUGAGACGUUUCCUUUUGCGUAUGAAUUUUAAUUCCUUCUUUGAGGCAACUGCAAGGGGUGUGCUGAAUGUUGUCAGACCACGCCCAUCGCUUCCUGUUUUAAAUCAGCGAUAGCAUUUGAUUAUAUGAAAUUUCUGAAGUAGCUUGUCUGAUUCUUAUUUGAGUGUUCCUUGUGGUGCUGCUGUCUCCUUUCAUGUUUGUUUGUGGGAGGAUGGUGCUUUACUGCCCAGACUGAGGUGCAUACUUGUUUUCAGCUUUAUGAAUUCCCAUUAACCAUCUCAAAUCAGUUACUACUGCAUAAGUUAUCUGACUUGGAGUUUGCUGCUUGCUCCUUGUUGACCAUUGAGUAACCAUAUCUGGGAAGUUAGAUAUCAUUGUGGGUAGCAGGCUCGAGGGUGCAGUUUAUUCUCAGCGGUAAGCAAGCCCUUGGCAGAUAAGCCAUGCCUUGCUAGGUAGCUGGAGUUUACGAGACCUGUAUUUGGCUUGGACUGGCUACCCUUUUGUGAUAAGGUGGUGCAUUGACGGUUGGUUUCUUUCUUUUCUUCUCUUUUCGUUUUU